AACAAACAUGGCGGACAGUGAGGAAACCCAGCAGGAAACAAUAGAAGCGGUGGCUGAAGAGGCCCCCGCUGCAGCUGAGUCGGGGGAUGCUGAAGCUGAGCAGCAAGAGGAGGCUGCUGUAGCUGGGAAUGGAACAGAAGAAGCUGGUGCAGAUGCUGCAAGUAGCCCACCACAAACAGGUGAAGCACCUGCAGUCAAUGAUGAAGCGGUAGAGGAGGCUCCCACUGAACAGCCAGCUGAUGGUGAUCAGCCAGAAGGAGAACAAGCUGCACCUGAGGGGGAGGCUGCUGAAGGGGAAGAACAAGCAACUGCUGAAGGUGAAGAGCCUGCUGAUGGCGGGCCUCCUGAAGGGGAGGAACCUGCAGAAGGCUGGGCUCCUGAGGGGGAGGAGCCUACUGAACAAGGGCCUCCUGAAGGGGAGGAACUUGCUGAAGGCGAGCGUCCUGAAGGAGAGGAGCCUACUGAAGAUAGGGCUCCUGAAGGGGAGGAGCAUGAGGGUGAUGAAGGGGAGAAACUGGCUGAGGAUGGAGAAGAGAAAGAGGGAGAAGGGGAAGGUGGAGAACCGAAACCUGAAGGCAAGGAAGGUGAAAAAACAGCCGCUGAGGCCGGUGCUGAAGGUGAGACGCCUGUUGAAGGUGUGGCCCCUGCUGAGGGCGAGGCCCUAGCUGAGGGCGAGGCCCCGGCUGAGGGUGAGGCACCAGCUGAGGGCGAGGUACCAGCCAUAGGGGAAGGUCAAGCUGAAGACGAGGCCCCAACUGAACAAGAAGCACAAGCAGAAGGUGAAGCACCUGCAGAGGGUGAGGAUGCUGAAGCCAAGCCAGGACGUGAAGGUGUUGCCGGCAAUACCAUUGCUGAGGAAGAGGAGCCUGAAGAGGGCGAGGCUCAAUCACCAGUACCUCAGAGUGACACAUUUGCAGAGGGUGAAAAACCAGAGAGUCCCUUAGCUAUAGGAGAGAAAUUGUCACGCGAAGGAAGUCCACAAUUGCCUGAUUUAGGCGAGCCACCCGUUCUUGAACCAGGAACACCAGAAAGAUAUGAUUCCGAUGAGGAGGGUGAAGGGAGGACUGUGCGCGUGGAGGACAUCAUUGAAGAAGAUGAGGAGGAUGAAGAGCCAGAGUUUGAUCGGGAUCUACUUAUUGAAAAGUAUCAUGCUGCCAUCGCAGAGCGAGAACAACUGCAGCAACAGAACUACCAACUUCAGCACAAACUCGCCGACUAUUUCAGGAAGAAGAAAUCAGAUGACACGAGGCAAGAAGUCGAUAAGAACGUGACAGACCAGGAGCAGAGAUAUCUCAAAUAUAUGUCAAAUCUUGAAGAUUUGAGGCGACAGGACAGCGACCUGCGAGAAGACUACAAGAGACAGAUUGAUGAUUUUAAAGACAAAUGUGCAGAUAGGAAAGAAAAGGUUGAUUUCGAAAGUGACCAGUUCAUCCAGUUCAAAAGGACGGUCGCCACGAAUGCUAUAAAUAGCCGAUCUGGUAAAGGAAUACCACCCAAGGAUAUUGACACAUAUCUUCUGAAUGAAAUGAAAAAAGAAGCAGAAGUUGUGGGUGUCCGACUUGAGAAUAUCAAACUCAAGAAUAAACUGAAGAAGAAGGAACUCCAACUCAAAUCCAAGGAGGAACUCGCAGAGGGCCUACAUUUGAUCGACUUUGAGCAACUGAAGAUUGAGAAUCAGACAUAUAACGAGAAGAUUGAAGAACGAAAUGAAGAGUUAUUGAAACUGAGGAGAAAGAUUACGGGGACUGUUCAAGUGUUGACGCAUCUCAAAGAGAAGCUUCAGUUUGUGCAAGGGGAGAAUGGUGUGCAGAAGUCAAAGUUGAGAGAUGUGGAGGAGUUUGUGGCAAAGAAAAGAGAUGUGUUAUCGCGUACAAAACAAGCCAGAGAUGCACUCCGAAUCGACAACCAAAAAUUACGGCAGAAUUGUGGACUUCUUGGCAAUGAGCCGCUAUUACGAGAUUUUGAGGAGCGCAAAGAUGAAGGGGAUGAUCUAAAACAGAAACUUGAGGAAUUGAAAAUGUUCCAUGCUGAAUUGACUCUCAAUUGUACGGGGGUGAGGCGGAAAAUAGAUCAGGCGAGAGCUGAGACAGCCUAAGAGCUCAUGUGAACUGAAAAACAUCACCUGCCUAUAUAAGGGAAUCCUUUCUCAAGUUGCUCAGAGUCUUCUCUGAAUCUAGUUUCCAUUUUUGGCAUAAAAAAAUGUUCUUGAAGAUAUUAGCAAUUUGGGAUGAACUUGUCUCGACCUAUUUCAAUGUUACAUUGAUAUAACUGACAUGUGUGAUAGUGGAGGACUUUGUUCAUUUACUCCUUGUUCCAUAUUUGGGCACAAAAGAAACUGUUAUUGUCGUAAAAACUUCGGCUUCUUACUACAGAUAAACUUAACUGACAUUGCCCUUGAUAAGAAUGGGGGAAAUCAUUGGUGAUCUUGAAGAUAUUUCACUUAUUUGUAUCCUUUUUGGUGGAAUCAGAAAUCCGUCUCACUGUUUUUGGUUGAAUCUAGUAUUUAUACUUAUGGUAUGCAAUCAGUCCGUCCGAUUCAGUCUUUAAAAUCAAUUCAUUCUGUAAUUAAAACUGCUUUGUAAAUAGUCUUCUUCCAUCCUGUAAAGUGUAUACAUAAAUGUUCAUAUAUAAUGAUUUUAUUUCUAAAAAAAAGAAACUUCUGACAAUUUA
Molecule: messenger RNA, 2670 nt
Organism: Lineus longissimus
Lineage: Eukaryota; Metazoa; Nemertea; Pilidiophora; Heteronemertea; Lineidae
Product: coiled-coil domain-containing protein 96-like
Exons: 11
Coding region: 8-2095 (695 amino acids)
Biological process (GO): cilium assembly
Cellular component (GO): ciliary basal body; axoneme
Source: RefSeq, a predicted model, not a curated record